CUGUUACGAAGUCGAGAGUGGUAAGCUUGUUUGACACCAACAUCUGAAUCAGCCAUAGUCGCCGAUCACAGCCUUUUCUGGGACUUCGUAACUGUUUGAUGUUAUAGGUGUUGAGUCAACCUGAACCAUCACUCUUCGAAGUUUUGAGCUUUUUCCGCAUAAGCAUGGCUUCGCAGGGAAAGAAACUCAUCAACGACCCAGAUGUGACUCACACAAGCUGCCGCACGCUGUUCUCGCUGUGCACAUUGAAGAGCCGGUUGAUGCUGACCUGCGCCCCGUUCCGGCGCCGGAAGCGGGUCGUUCUUGUCUCGGCGACCGUGGUAGAGAAGUCCAAGGAUGACAGGAUUGAGAGCAACAGUGGGAGUAACCGGAAAGGUGGGCCUGUGGUGAGGGUCCCAGCAACGGCACUCUCGUGGAGGAGAGUGGCAGCAGCAUCGGUGAAGCAGAAGGUGGCGGCACGGAGAGCGAUGGCAAAGAAGCAGGUGGUGCAGAAUGCCGAUGAAACUGUCGUUAGGAAGUUUUCAAUUUUCAUGACAGCGAGGGGUAAUGGAUUGUUCACGCAAUCUUGGAGACCUGUUAAUGUAGAGAUCAGGGGAUUGGUCAUUCUUUUGCAUGGUCUGAAUGAACACAGUGGGAGGUACAAUAAUUUUGCAAAGAAGCUGAAUGUCAAUGGUUUCAAAGUUUACGGAAUGGAUUGGAUUGGCCACGGUGGAAGCGAUGGGUUGCAUGCUUAUGUUCGUUCUCUUGAUGACCCUGUAUGCGAUCUGAAAUCAUUCAUCGGAAGAGUCUUGGCUGAGAAUCCAGGGCUCCCUUGUUUUUGUUUUGGGCACUCAACAGGUGCGGCGAUCAUUCUUAAGGCUGCUCUUGACCCAAAAGUCGAAGCAUGUAUAUCAGGCGUUGUGCUAACUUCACCUGCUGUAGGAGUUCAGCCAUCGCACCCAAUUUACACGAUACUCGCUCCGAUCGUCUCCCUCUUAUUGCCGAGAUACCAAGUCGGGGCUGCGAAUAAGAAGGGCUUGGUGGUAUCAAGGGACCCAGAAGCGCUCGUGGCCAAGUACUCCGAUCCCCUGGUCUAUACUGGAUCCAUCCGCGUGAGAACGGGGUACGAGAUCCUCCGGAUAGCAUCCUACUUGCAGCAGAACCUCAGGAAACUGAGAGUUCCCUUUUUGGUCCUCCACGGCACCGCGGAUAGAGUGACCGACCCGGAUGCUUCCGUGAAGUUGCACAAGGAAGCAUCCGCGACGGACAAGACAAUCAGAUUGUUGGAAGGGCACUUGCACGAUCUGCUCUUCGAGCCAGAGCCGGAGCGCGAAGCCAUUAUGAAGGAAAUAAUUGAGUGGCUGAAUAGUAGAGUAGAGAGGUAGGAAAGAGAAGCAAUUUCAGUUCCUUCUUGUCAAUGCAUUUGAAGGGAAUCGACUGACUCAAAAAAAUAAAUUUCGAGUUUCCAGUAUUUUUCUUCAUCUGAAAGAUCAGCUGAAGUUCAUGAUGAAAGAGAAGAAAAAAGGAUCCUAUCCAUCGUAA
This is a messenger RNA of Syzygium oleosum, 1521 nucleotides long. RefSeq lists its product as uncharacterized. Gene Ontology annotation, cellular component: membrane. The record is from RefSeq and is a predicted model, not a curated record. Bases 165 to 1364 code for a protein of 399 amino acids. The transcript is spliced from 8 exons. Gene Ontology annotation, molecular function: lipase activity. NCBI's taxonomy places the organism in Eukaryota, Viridiplantae, Streptophyta, Magnoliopsida, Myrtales, Myrtaceae.